Molecule: messenger RNA, 7613 nt
Organism: Drosophila subobscura
Lineage: Eukaryota; Metazoa; Arthropoda; Insecta; Diptera; Drosophilidae
Product: transcriptional repressor scratch 1
Exons: 3
Coding region: 88-2121 (677 amino acids)
Biological process (GO): regulation of DNA-templated transcription
Molecular function (GO): RNA polymerase II cis-regulatory region sequence-specific DNA binding; DNA-binding transcription factor activity, RNA polymerase II-specific
Source: RefSeq, a predicted model, not a curated record
CAGCAACAGCAACAGCACCAAAACUAAACCUCACAACUGCCUCUGCCCUUGCCUUUGACUUUACCUUUGCCGCUUCCGUUAGCCAAGAUGCCGCGCUGUCUGAUAGCCAAGAAAUGGAAGGCCUAUCCCUGGCUGGAUCGGUCCGAGGAUAACACACAACAGCCGCAGCAGCAACAGCAGCAGCAACAGCAGCAACAACAUGCCACAAACACAUCGACUACUUCCAGAGAUGAAGAACUGUCGCAUCUCAAAUCGCGUCGCUCCACCCUCGACGAUGACGAGGAGAUCGAUGUUGUGGGCGAUAAAUUCCUGACCAAGUUGGAAAAGCAACGCACAAGCAAUGCCUCAGCAGCAGCAGCAACAGCAGGAGCCACCACCGCAGAGGCCACAAAUAACAGCAGCAGCAGCAACAGCAAUGAGAGCACAACAGCAACAGCAACAGUGACAGCAACAACCACGACAUCGGCCAAGUGUUGGGGUCCAAGCUCCCCCACGGCGGGCACCACGGCGCCCAGUCCGCCGCCCCACUCCCCGGAGGCGGCGACGCGAGUGGCCAGCAAUGUUUACAACGGCUACACCCGCGAACUGUCACCGCUGCACUACACCGCGUACCUGCCCCGAAUGGAGAGCGAGAUCACCGUCAUCCGUGCUGCGGCCACAGCCCUGGUGGCAGCCGCCAACGGCAGCAGUCCGGCCGCAGAUCAGCACCUGGCCUCGUACCAGACACCGCCAUCGUCCACCACAUCGUCGCCCUCGUGCUCGCCCAGCGGCGCCGGCGAUCGGAUGGUGGACCGCUACAGUCCGCACAUCAAGAUGGAAACGGGCCAGACAUCGAGUGAGCGGAAGUGCUUCAGCAGCACGGGUGCCACGCUGUCGCUGCCGCCCAAGAAGAAGGACAUCUAUCGGCCGUACUCGCUGGACGACAAGCCGACGCAGGGGUACCGCAAGCGGAUACCCGCGGAGGAGGACCUGCAUGCGGCACAUGCCAUACUGGACCUGAGCGCCUCGACCGCCUUUCACCCGCCCACGCAGCCACACCAGCUGCAGCAGCAGCAACAGCAACAGCAGCAGCAGCAGCAACAGCAUCAUCAACAGCAUCACUUGCCUCUGCAGCAGCAACAUGCUCUGGUCCACACCCACUCGCACUCCCACUCCGCAUCGUUCGAGGCGCAUGCGCAUCUACGGAGCACGUCAUCGAUUGCCGAAUUGGCUGCUGCAGCCAGCGCGGUGAACGAACAACGCCCCUCGAGCAACGCCUCGAGUGCCAGCUCCCAGCACGCGAUGCCCAGCAGCCCGGCCAGCAGCAUCCUCAGCUGCAGCGGCAGCGGCAGUGGCAGCAGCGUGCAGAACGAGAACAGCAACACGACAAACACGAAUCAGGAGUGCGACGGCGGGUCGGUGGAUGGGGAGGCGGGCGGCACGCAGGCGGCCAAGACGGUGGCCUACACCUACGAGGCGUUCUUCGUGAGCGACGGCCGCUCCAAGCGGAAGCAUGUGGCAGAUCCUGCUGCCGUGGUGGUGCAGGACCAGGCGAAAACCAAGUACACCUGCUCCGAGUGCGGCAAGCAGUACGCGACCUCCAGCAACCUGUCGCGCCACAAGCAGACGCACCGCUCCCUGGACUCGCAGUCGGCCAAGAAGUGCCACACUUGCGGCAAGGCGUACGUGUCCAUGCCCGCCCUGGCCAUGCACGUGCUGACGCACAAACUCUCGCACAGCUGCGGCGUCUGCGGCAAACUCUUCUCGCGCCCCUGGCUGCUCCAGGGCCAUCUGCGCUCCCACACCGGCGAGAAGCCCUACGGCUGUGCGCACUGCGGCAAGGCCUUUGCGGAUCGCUCCAACCUCCGCGCCCACAUGCAGACGCACUCCGUCGACAAGAACUUCGAGUGCAAGCGCUGCCACAAGACAUUCGCGCUCAAGUCGUACCUCAACAAGCACCUGGAGUCGGCCUGCCUCAAGGACGAGGAGGAGCUGAUGAUGGCCAUGUCGCUGCACGGCCACGGCGGCGACAGCAACAGCGAAAGCGGCGCCAGCAUGGCCUCCUCCCCGCCACACGAGUUCCUCGAACGCGUCAAGGUGGAGACAGGAUCGGGACUGGGUGGCAACACCUAUGCCAUGUAAUGCACAGCGGCAAAUGCAAUGUUGAGUAAGUGGAAGGGCUGCCAUGCUGGUUAGUUAAUUUACCGUUAAUGUUAAAGUUACCGUUACCAUUUACCAUUUACAACUAGGCUACAACCGAUAGCAGUUUUUAUAUAGAAAUACGAAAUACGAUGCAUACAUCACAAUACGUCCAAAAGCAAAGUGUAGUAGAGUAACACAGAGACUGUAGAAAAUCGCAUUAGACACGUUAGGCAGCAAAAACAAAACAAAGAAAGCAAAGAAACAAACAAAACAAACAACAAAUCGAACAAACAGCAAAAAGAAAAGACACCCAACCCAUUCCCAUUCCAAGCUGAUUCUUCUUAUUAAGCUAAGAAAGAGUUGAAGAACAUUCCCAAACAAAACCCAACAUUCCAUACACACACACACACACACACACUAACACACACAAACACAGAGAGCCUUGUGUAUGAGGUAUGGCUAUAUACCGAAUGCAUUCCGUAAACCUGAACAAAAAACUAAGCAAUUCUAUGCCAGAGCGCAGCUAUCUCUAAUCUAUCCAACAACAACAAAAACAACAACAAAAAACUACUUAACGAAGCAAAACAUAUAUACAUACCGAUAUAUAUAUACAUAUAUACCUACUAUAUAGAGUGUACUAUAUAAUCUGUAGCUGAUGCAAAAAGCAAACGUUUUUAAUCUCCACAACUCUAACUCUAACUCUCUCUCUCUCUAACUCUAUAACUCUCCAAGAAGAAACACUCUCCCCUAACCCUAGACCUAACUCUAACUGUAGCUCGAUGAAAAUAUCUCUCUCUAUCUCUCUCUAACUCUAAAUCUAAUGCUAAACACUAACUCUAAAUCCUUAAUCGACAACGUGACGAAGACGAAGUGAUUAAAAUUAAUGCAACGAAUUACAAAAGCAAAUGCAAUGUUUCUCAAACAACGAAUUAGGUCUUAAGGGCAGCCUAUCUAUAAGCAGAAUAUUACGCGUGGUGGCCCCACUCAAUUGGGGGGUUGGGGCCAACCUACCGAACAAACAAUUUUAAACUAAGUCACCACAAAACAAAUACUAAGAGCAACUGAACAACGGACAGUAGCCGGACAUUUAAGCACUCAAAGAUUUUUAGAUUCGAUAUUAACAACGACACAAAAACAACAACUUACAAAACAAAUUAAUCAAAAAUUGCAUACAAACAAAACAAAAACGAAAACUAAAACAACUAACGAAACGCAAAGCAAUAUUAGCCAGGUAUUGGGAACGGUUCGACAGGAGGGUUUUCCGAAUGCCGAACCGCUUCCGUCACCCCAUCCCUCAUAUUAAACCCUUGUAGAAAGCAUCCAUCACGUUAAUACAUAAAUACAUACAUAUAGGUAACCCCCCAUUAGUUCAUUCCGAUCUCAUUUAAGGCUAGAAGAGCAUUUGCAGAGGUGGAAAUUUCUGAAUUUAUUGGGCUGACUUUUCAUUCAUUUAUUCCCCCCAAGGAUUUCCCCGCUCAAUUCAUAUCCAACGAGCAUACAUUUUAGUCAAUUAGCAUUCCAAGACCCAGACCGACACCCGGCAGGAGAAACAUGGGAGAAGACAAUUAUUUAUUAUAGAAAAUACUCACGAUAGAAGUGAACAUCUAGUCGCUGUACAACAGCAAAAAAAAACCACGAAAAAUCUAUCAUUUAUAAUCAAAUGAACGAACCAAAGCCAGGUCCCAGUAAACAAUUUCCCAGUUUUUCGAACCCAGUUAUGCAAUUAAAGAACAUUGCAUUCCGUUAGAGGCCCAAUUUAGGAGUAGGACAGCCAGCGAAAAAGACCAAAGAAUCGUAUCGUAAGAGCGCAGAGCCCCUCUGAAGAACAGAAUAACGAAUAUACGAGUAUAAAUAUCGAGUGUGAUCUAGUCUCAAGCAUUUAACAGUACACUUCGUCCAUGCGUGAAUAAUACUUUGCACUUUUCGACAACUUAACCGACCUAGCACGAUGAUAUUACUUAACCCUUAACUCAAGAUACGUUUCAUUCCAUUCAAUCAUUCCAUCAUUUAAUCAUUCAUUCAUAUACUCAUACCCACAACAAGCUCACAAGCCCCAACAAACACAUUCCACACACACAAACACCCCUAAGAAAAGAUAACAAAUCGCUGCACAAAUUCUGUAAAUAUUAGAACUUACUUCAUAUACAUUAUAUACAUUAUACAUACACACACACACACAUUAUAUACUCAACUGAAAUCAGCUUCAGCAACCGAUCUCAAUGAUGAAGUGGAGGGGAAGAACGAACGAAGUGCAACGAACAUUUUGUAGCCAUAGUUGUAGCCAAGUUUAGAGCGACCCAAAAAAACCAAAAGAAAGGAAACCAAAGUUGUUGGUACACAGAGAGACAGAGGUGGAUGAUAGAAAUCUAUAUACAUACAUCUAGAAUACGUAUGUAGUUGCGUAAUAUUUACAAAGCAUAUACAUACAUAUACACUUAUAUAUACAUACAUAUAUAGGGUAUAGUAUUCAGAUAUGUACGCGUAAGUUAACCUAGUACAUAAUCACGAAAUUAUUUUUAUACUGUUGAUUGGAAGAGGAGUAAUCAGGAGGAGGAGGAGCAGGAGCAGGAGUAGGAGGGAGAUGCGAGAGGCGGCAGCGAGUCCCCUUUUAAGCAAUAAUAUUAAUCGAAUCGAAUCGAAAUCGAAAUCGGCUAAAGUACCAAAGCAAUACUCAAAAAAACAAACAAACCCCAAUGCAAAGAAAGGCAAAACAAACUACAAUUAUUUCAAUUAAAAAUUACAAUUAACUAUAUUUAAUAUAUACCUAGUUAUAUAGGAAUAGUCACAUAUUAUUUACCAUCUAUUAUUUCUCGUAAUCGAUGAAAAUUGAAUUGCAAAAAACGAUGGAUGGAUGAUGGAAACAAUAUAAUGAAUAUUUAUGAAAUUUGCAUUAUGAGAAAUGUUGAAUUAAAAUUGAAUUGAAGUCCGGCAAUAAUAUUAAAUUUUAAAAAUUUUGUAUAACAAUUGUAUAGAGCGCGUGAGUCACGUGAGGGGCACGACUAGAAAGCUAGAAAAAAGAGCAAAGAAAAGCAAUAACUUAACUUAACAAAUGAGAGUUAAUCGAUUAUUAGUAUUAGAACGUAAACUGUAAGGUUGAAACUAUCUACAAUUAGCAAUCGCAGCACACACACACACCCACACACACACACAUGUACUAUAAACGAAAAGGUUAACCCAAAAAUAUAUAUAAAGUUUAAAAAUAUACAAUUUACAUAUUAAAUGCUUACACUUUACAUGCAAAAACAUUGUUUUUCAUUUAUAAACUUAUUCUCAUUAUGCUUUGAACAAAUAUUUUCUCUCAUUUUAACGAUUCUGGACUCUGUGUGUAUUUGUUUCUUGUGCAUUUUGAUUAUUUCUUCAACAAUUAUUGUGCUGAGUGAUUUUAGAUGGAAAUACAAAUUACAGCCAGCCGUAAGAAGAUGAAAGGUUGAGAGAUGAACCCAAAGCAAUUCGAAUAUUGUGAUAGCCCACACACAUACACACACACACACACAUCCAAACACACACACGAGAUUCAUUAAUUUUGCUCAAAGGAUAUUGGAAGAUAACGAGAAAUCAAAUUCAUAUUGAGAUCCAGAAAACUAUACAUAGCAUAACGUGUAUCGAAAAGCAAUAAAACGUAGUGGUAAAAGAUAUACAUAAAUAGAGUAUAACCAGGGGGGAGGGAGUGGCAGAGGAAUAUUUUGAGAUUUUUAACCAAUAGUAAAUAGAAUUACCCCAGCCCAGGCAUAUACAUACACACAUAAAUACAGAAUAUAUUUCUUUUAUUUGGAAAAGCUUUAAUCCAAAAUUUGGUUAUCGACGUGGAAGCGUUUCAGUUUGUCCAAUCACGCACACACACACAUGUUAUGGGUGUUCUCUCCAGGAUCAUGACGUACUGUUAUACAAAAGGAAAUUGUUAAAGUUGAUACAUUUUUUUUUUUUAGCAUAGUAUUUAGCACACACACACACACAAACACAACACACAGCUGUACAUACUCGAACGAAAUGGUAAUCGUAAUCGCAAUCGGAACGGGAACGAGAACGCAACCUGGAAAUGCAAUUGUUGAAAUGGUUCAGUAUUUGUGGCAUUAGGUUCAUGAUCCAUUGUUUCCAUUAUCUGUUGCUGUUGCUGACAACCCUUCGCCCCCAUUCCCACACCCACACACCAUUCCGCUUCUGCUAGUGCCAGUGCCAGUGCCACAGCAACACAAUGUUGUGCUGUCCUUUUUUGUGUCAAUGCAGUUUAACGAGCGCUCGUUAGGCGUACUCGAACAAAGGGGAAAUGUAAUAAAAAGAGGAACAGCACCAUGAAUGAGAGAGCACGAGAGAAUGGUAAUGGGCACAAAGAGAGGGGCAGAGGAGCGGCGAGUAGCGGUGCCAUGCCAACACUGGCUGGCUGGCUGGUCCACUGCGUCAGUCAGCACGUGGCGUGGCCCACAGAGUCCACAGUCCACAACUCAUUCCACACAGAAGCGAAGAAGCGAAGGGCGGCGGGUGGUGCGAGCUAACGUUAGGGUGAUGCAGCGAGCAUUUGAUUCGAAAAUUUAAUUUGCAUUCCACGUGAUUUAUUUAUUUUUUAUAUCCAACACACGUACACACACUCACACACACAACAAGCAAUGUAUAAAUAAUUGGGCAACCAAAACAAACAAUGAUUAACUAUUAGCAAAAGCAAAAGCAAAAUUAAUAAGACUUGGCACGUUAACACUAAUAAUUCAAGAAUUGAACAUAAACUAAUAACGAAAUUCGAAAAGAAAGUAAUUGAGAAAUCAACAAAAAACAACCAAAAGCAGAAACAACGAAUAAACAGCAAAAGAACAAAAAUGAAAGACUUAACACUUUGAAUAUAUAUUAUUGUAGUAUAUAUUAUGAAUCGAAAAUGGAGAGCAAUAUGAGGAAGCAACAAACUUAUUUACAGCUAUUGUAUAUGGUAUAUAAUCAUAGAGAAGAAUUAACGAUAAAAAGCAAUACAACAGAAACAGCAACAAAAGCAAAAGCAAAAGCAAGAGCAACAGCAGAAGCAAUAGAGCAUUAAGGUAACUCAAAAGUAUUAAAUCGCAUGUAUCUAUGAGUAAAUAUUUGGAAUUCGUUAUAUUAUUGCGAUAAGUAAGCGAAAACCCCAAACAUUUAUGGCACUAUACACUAUAGCAUAAUAAAGAAUCGAUAUAUAUAUAUUGAUAUAUACCUAGUUUACAGAGAAAAACGAACGGAAAACUGCUAGAGAGCAAACCAAAAAAAAAAGAAGAGCAGAAGCGAAAAAUUAAACAAGUACUAAGAAUUAAUUAAAAGCCGUAGGGAUUUUGGAUUUAGCUGGCAUAUGAUGAAUUGAACGAUUUAACGAUUAUUAGUUAUCGAUAUACAGAUACAUACAUAUAUAUUAACGGUAGAGUUGUUUUUUGCAUAUAUUGUUAUCGCAACUUUUGUGCUGCUUGACGAGACCAAUUGAUGUACUUUAUACAACGAAAAACGAAAAGGAAAAAUGAAAACGAAAACGAAAACCCAAAAAACCG